This is a messenger RNA of Gastrolobium bilobum, 888 nucleotides long. RefSeq names its product mitochondrial arginine transporter BAC2-like. NCBI's taxonomy places the organism in Eukaryota, Viridiplantae, Streptophyta, Magnoliopsida, Fabales, Fabaceae. Gene Ontology annotation, molecular function: transmembrane transporter activity. The record is from RefSeq and is a predicted model, not a curated record. The coding region runs from base 1 to 888 and encodes 295 amino acids. Gene Ontology annotation, biological process: transmembrane transport. The transcript has 2 exons.
AUGGAUUUUUGGCCAGAAUUUCUUGCGAGCAGUUCGGGUAGAGAGUUUGUAGCAGGAGGCUUUGGAGGCACUGCUGGUAUAAUCUCUGGAUACCCAUUGGACACACUACGCAUCCUGCAACAGAGCUCUAAAACUGGCUCUGCCUCCACAAUCCUCAGAAAUGUGGUGGCCAAGGAAGGACCAUCUGCUCUCUACCGGGGCAUGGGUGCUCCUUUGGCCUCUGUUACCUUUCAGAACGCCAUGGUUUUCCAAAUUUAUGCAGUUCUUUCAAGGGCAUUUAGCACCCCGUCCGUUUCUGCUAGUGACCCUCCUUCCUUAAAGGGUGUUGCUUUAGGAGGAAUUUGUACCGGUGCUGUGCAAAGUACAUUGCUAUCCCCUGUUGAGUUGAUUAAAAUUCGCCUUCAGCUGCAGAACACAGGUCAAUUGACAGAUACCCAAAAAGGUCCUGUAAUGAUCGCUAAGAACAUAUGGAAAAUGGAGGGCAUUCGUGGCAUUUAUCGAGGAUUUGGCAUCACUAUGCUCAGAGAUGCACCUGCACAUGGCUUCUACUUUUGGACAUAUGAAUACACGAGGGAAAUACUUCACCCAGGUUGUAGAAAAAGUUGUCAAGAAAGCUUGAAUACUAUGUUAAUAGCAGGAGGAUUAGCUGGGGUUGUGAGUUGGGUUUUUAGCUACCCUUUAGACGUUAUAAAGACAAGAUUGCAGGCUCAGACACCUUCUUCAUUGAAAUACAAAGGCAUUUUGGAUUGCCUAAGAAAGAGCAUUAAACAAGAAGGAUACGUUGUGCUGUGGCGGGGUUUAGGAACUGCAUUAGCUAGAGCAUUUGUGGUGAAUGGUGCUGUUUUUUCUUCUUAUGAGAUCACUCUAAGGUAUCUGUUUAACAACUGA